Messenger RNA from Canis lupus familiaris (dog), 2660 nucleotides. It is a transcript of the gene HACL2, whose product is annotated as ilvB acetolactate synthase like. The transcript has 15 exons. The coding region runs from base 486 to 2384 and encodes 632 amino acids. Lineage: Eukaryota; Metazoa; Chordata; Mammalia; Carnivora; Canidae. Gene Ontology annotation, biological process: L-valine biosynthetic process. The record is from RefSeq and is a predicted model, not a curated record. Gene Ontology annotation, molecular function: magnesium ion binding; acetolactate synthase activity; flavin adenine dinucleotide binding. Gene Ontology annotation, cellular component: acetolactate synthase complex.
AUUUUGCAGGCGGAGCAAGUGAGGCCCGACUCCUUAAUGUAGGGGACUCGGUCGGGAAAUUCUAUCCACCUCCCUGUCCUCUGUUUGCCAGGCUGCAGGCAAGGCCCUCCUGGACUUUGCCUCUAGAAAGAGAUAACUGCAAGUUGCUGCCCCGGCGCUCAUCGCCCUUCCCCCUCCUUCCCCAGCGGCCGGGAGCCCUUUUCACAGAGCACUGCUCCCUAAAUGUGGUGUGGUCACAGUGGGCUGAAGGCAGGCCCUGGAGGGGGCCUGUGAUAGUUGUCAUGUACCUCUCAACACCUCCCUGAGUAGUUGCUUUUGUUUCUCUCUUCUUUUCCCGAGAGAGCUUGGAGGUAACUUGCCAUAGGUGAUGGUUUUUGGAAAGAGUUGACAGACCUCAUUCUGCACUGCUUGGCUCCUCCCUCAGGAAUCUAUCUACCCCUGCCCCCCAACUCCCUCCUCAGUUCCUCUUGUCUUCACCAGGAGCAAUGGGAGCAAGGCUACUACUAAUCUUGAGGAUUUGUGGAGGUUUAAGGCAGAGGCCUCUAGUGUGCAGGGCUGUGAGAAGGCCGGGUCUGGGAAGCCUCAGCAUGAUCUGUGCCAGCAGGCUGCUCUCGUGCCAGGUGGACAAGGCAAGCAUCCAGCAUGGUGGGGAGAAUGUGGCAGCUGUCCUAAGGGCCCAUGGUGUGCGGUUUCUCUUCACACUGGUCGGUGGGCACAUUUCCCCGCUGUUGGUGGCCUGUGAGAAGAUAGGCAUCCGUGUGGUGGACACCCGCCAUGAAGUCACAGCCGUCUUUGCCGCUGAUGCUGUGGCCCGCCUGACCGGGACGGUGGGCGUAGCAGCAGUGACAGCAGGCCCUGGUCUCACCAACACAGUGACUGCAGUGAAGAAUGCCCAGAUAGCUCAGUCCCCGGUCCUGCUUCUGGGUGGGGCCGCCAGCACGCUGCUGCAGAACCGGGGUGCACUCCAGGCCAUUGAUCAGAUGUCCCUGUUUAGACCACUGUGCAAGUUUUGUGCUUCUGUGCGGAGGGUGCGGGACAUUGUGCCCACUCUGAGGCUUGCAAUGGCUGCUGCCCAGUCAGGCACCCCAGGCCCAGUGUUUGUGGAGCUGCCCAUCGAUGUGCUGUACCCCUACUUCAUGGUCCAGAAGGAGAUGGUGCCAACCAAGCCGCCCAAGGGCCUCAUGGGUCGAGUGGUCUCUUGGUACUUAGAGAAUCACCUGGCCAACCUCUUUGCAGGAGCCUGGGAGCCUCAGCCUGAGGGGCCUUUGCCUCUGGACAUUCCCCAGGCAUCCCCCCAGCAGGUUCAGCGCUGUAUGGAAAUCUUGAGCCGAGCCAAAAGGCCCCUUAUUGUGCUGGGGAGCCAGGCUCUGCUGCCCCCGACACCUGCUGACAGACUUCGGGCUGCUGUGGAGACUCUUGGCAUCCCCUGCUUCUUGGGAGGGAUGGCACGAGGACUGCUGGGCCGCAACCACCCCCUCCACAUCCGCCAGAACCGGAGCGCCGCCCUGAAGAAAGCAGAUGUUGUGCUCCUGGCAGGAGCCGUGUGUGAUUUCCGCCUGUCUUACGGUCGUGUCCUUAGCCGCAGCAGCAAGAUCAUCAUUGUCAAUCGUAACCGGAAAGAGAUGUUGCUUAACUCAGACAUGUUCUGGAAGCCCCAGGAAGCCGUCCAGGGAGACGUGGGCUCCUUUGUGGUGAAGCUGGUGGAAGGCCUCAAGGGCCAGACGUGGGCCUCAGACUGGGCAGAGGAGCUUCGGGAAGCUGACCGGCAGAAGGAGCAGGCCUUUCGGGAGAAGGCAUUGACACCAGUAGCCCAGCACCUGAACCCAGUGCGGGUACUGCAGCUGGUGGAGGAAACUCUGCCUGACAACUCGAUUCUGGUGGUCGAUGGUGGGGACUUCGUGGGCACUGCCGCCCACCUGGUGCAGUCUCGUGGCCCCCUGCGCUGGCUUGACCCUGGGGCCUUUGGGACUCUGGGGGUUGGUGCAGGAUUUGCACUCGGGGCCAAACUGUGCCGGCCGGAUGCUGAGGUGUGGUGCCUGUUUGGAGAUGGAGCCUUUGGCUAUAGCCUCAUUGAAUUUGACACUUUCGUCAGGCACAAGAUCCCAGUGAUUGCCUUGAUAGGGAAUGAUGCUGGCUGGACACAGAUUUCUCGGGAGCAAGUGCCCUGUUUGGGCAGCAAUGUGGCCUGUGGCCUGGCUUACACUGAUUAUCACAAGGCAGCCAUGGGACUUGGGGCACAGGGCUUGCUGCUCUCACGGGAGAAAGAAGAUCAGGUGGUUGAGGUGCUUCGUGAUGCUCAACAGCAGUGCCGAGAUGGCCACCCAGUUGUGGUCAACAUCCUCAUUGGGAGGACAGACUUCCGAGAUGGCUCCAUCGCUGUGUAGGGCCUCCUGGGUCAGUACCCUUGGCUUCCCCAUCCUUGGACUGUGCCUGGCUGGGUUAGAGUCCUUGCCUGCCUUCGACCUGGCCUAUCAGGUCCAGUGACUCUAGAACCCUCCCUGAAGAUGGGGUGGAGAUGGAGGGGUCAGAGCUCAGUGAGGCUCACUGGAAAGCUCCUGGACCUCUUUCUCUGGGGGCACAACUGCCCUCUCUCCCUUCUUCUCAUCCACACUGAAUAAACCAUCUCUGGUCCAUGUGUUCAUGGGGGCCCGAACACUCCA